ACCGGAAGUGGGUGAAAUUAUCAGGAACGCCUGCCAGUAACUGUCAGUUUCUGAUCGCUAAAGCUGGGAAUCAGUGUACGCGAUGCGAACUUGGUAUAAUGUACCUGUUGAAUAGUAACCGGGUCUUGGUGACGAAGUAUCACGGAAAAUAAGAGAUCCUCACCAUUUGUCAAGAGAGUUUGUGUCACACAAAGAAACAGUGGCGUUGGGGGCUGGAGCCAGUUCUCUGCUUGUCCUCUUCCAAACAACAUGAGCACUGUCCAGAGAAGGAGGCACAUCAAUUCUUCUGGGUCCCGGCGACCCACCAAAAGGAGUAGGGGCACCAGUAUGCCCUCCCGGAGAGGCCCUGAUUCUAGCAGGCACAACGGCGCAGUUGUGGUCGACCUGACCUGUGAAGCCCUCGAGCCUCCUGUGGUGGACCUGACUACCGGCGAUUCGGUGGUGCUUGUUGAUGAACGAUCAGGUUCUCAGGGUGACCGUGGCGCUAGCAGCGAGAGCUAUGUGCUGAGCAGUGGUGAAGAGGACGAAAUGACUUUCCCCAGCAGAACUGCCUUCCUCUCAGCCCUGGAGUCCAAUAGCAGAGCCAGGUCCACACCGGGAACCAUCAGCUGUCCCAUCUGCCUGGAAACCUACGGGGAGAUCGUGGCUAAUGGAAGGCUGGUGGUAUCCACCAGGUGUGGUCACCUGUUUUGCAGCCAGUGCCUCCGGGACUCUCUGCUCGAGUCUCACACCUGCCCCACUUGCCGGAAGCGACUGACCAACAAGCAGUACCACCCAAUAUACAUCUGAAGCAGCAAGACCUCAGCCCCUGGGAAAGCCAGUUGGGAAGGUGCAGUUUAAUGUUUGCACUUGGGUACCAACAAGCCACUUCUGCAAGGGUGCAAAGUGCCAGCACAGAUCAUGGUCUUGCCAAUUAAUUGGAAUUUCAACUUGCACAACUAGGGGGGCCACCACCCCCAACUGCGGCUAUGCCUGGAGAGCCUACAACACUGGCUGUGCUGAUUUCUGUUUUAAUCUGAUUUGUCUGAGAUCUUUUUCUGGACAUUUUCUUUAUAUUGUAUCAUCUUUGUGACCAGUUGAAAAAGAUGUAUCUGUCCCUAUUGCUCAGGAAGUUAUACUGGGGGUAUAAGGCCCAGGGUGGCACAUUGCCCUCUGCUGGACAGACUGCUGUGCUGCCAUAGUCUUAUUUUUGUAAAUAUUUGUAGUUGCUUUGUAAAUAUGGUACCACUAAGUUAAGGAUUAGUGACAAUAUAAAGAAACAUUUUUUAAAGCUUUGGGCAUAUCAUGACAUCUUUUAGAUUUCUAAAAAUCCUUGGUGCCUGAAAAAUAUUUAAUUAUGCAACAUACGUGAAUGAGUUUUAGGUAUAAAUGUGAACUGUUGAUUGUUUUUUUUUGGGUGAGUGUGUGUGAGUUUUGAUAAUAAAUGACCUGCGUGUGUUGACUUUGAAAA
This is a messenger RNA of Paramormyrops kingsleyae, 1450 nucleotides long. It is a transcript of the gene rnf4, whose product is annotated as ring finger protein 4. Gene Ontology annotation, molecular function: transcription factor binding. The record is from RefSeq and is a predicted model, not a curated record. Lineage: Eukaryota; Metazoa; Chordata; Actinopteri; Osteoglossiformes; Mormyridae. Gene Ontology annotation, biological process: positive regulation of transcription by RNA polymerase II.